This is a messenger RNA of Microthlaspi erraticum, 1359 nucleotides long. The record is from the annotation of a GenBank genome assembly. NCBI's taxonomy places the organism in Eukaryota, Viridiplantae, Streptophyta, Magnoliopsida, Brassicales, Brassicaceae.
AUGCUACGGUGUUGCCACUGGAGAUUUCGGCCGUCGCUCGCCGCCGCCAGGAUGCUCUCAUCACCACCACCUCAUUCUCAGUCUCCCUUCUCCGGUGGCAGCGCGAAUUCGAGCUCAGUCGGUGUAAACGCCAAACCCGAGUUACUACUGUUCCCUCAAUCCCAACCUCAGAAGUCCACGGUGGCUUGUUCGAGCGCAGGAGCUAUUGCUACGAUUUCGCAGUGCUUUUCGAGCAUACCAGAAUCUACCGAGUCGGAUUUAGGCUCGCUCGUUGUUGUUUCGUUCUACAAAUUCGCUGAUUUUCCCGACCAUGCUGAUCUCAGAAAGCCCCUGAAGGAUCUGUGCGAAGAAUUGCGUGUUUCAGGUGGAAUCAUUCUUGCACCAGAAGGGAUCAAUGGAAGUAUCUGUGGGAGUCGUGAAACAGUGGAGAGAGUGUUGGCGUUUAUACAGAGUGAUGCUCGAUUGAAUGGUUUGAGGCAAGUGGAAACGCCUGUGAGUCCUGAACAAGAAGCAAUCCACCAUGGACAUAGCAGUAGCUCUCCUCUUGCAGCUGGUGAUGACGCUCCGUUUAGAUGGGACCAUGUUAGGGUCAAACUCAAGACAGAGAUUGUUACACUUGGAAUGCCUAGUGUUUCGCCGAUUGAAAGGGUCGGAACAUAUGUGAGCCCUGUGGAAUGGAACGAAUUGAUCAGUGAUCCUGAAACUGUAGUGAUUGAUGUGCGAAAUGACUACGAGACUAGGAUUGGGAAGUUUAAAGGAGCUGUAGAUCCAUGUACCACAGCUUUCAGAAACUUCCCAUCUUGGGUGGAGGAACAGUUUGCAUUGAAGGAAGAUGGCAAUGAAACACAACCAAAGGUGGAGAAAGAUGAGGAAGACAAAGCUGAAAAACCGAAGACGCUGCCACGGGUUGCUAUGUACUGCACCGGAGGAAUCAGAUGUGAGAAAGCUUCAAGCUUUCUUCUAAGCCAAGGUUUCGAAGAGGUGUAUCAUCUGAAAGGUGGGAUAUUAAAGUAUCUUGAGGAAGUCCCUAAGACAGAGAGUUUAUGGGAAGGAGAAUGCUUUGUGUUCGACAAGCGUGUAUCUGUUGAACAUGGUUUAGCUCAAGGAACACAUAAACUCUGCCACGGAUGCAAGCAGCCGAUUAGUGAUGAAGACAUGAAAGCUCCAGAGUAUGAGAUUGGAGUUUCUUGUCCUUACUGUUACUCCAAGAAGUCCGAAGCUGAGAAAGAAAGGGCUAGAGCGAGGCAGACACAGGUUGAGAAAUGGGGCGUCAUCGGUGGUCCGGACAAAGGUCGUCGACCGGCCACUAAACCGGAUAAGGCUAGGAAGAGGAAUGCGAAGCUUAGUUCCUCAACAUAG